This is a messenger RNA of Petromyzon marinus (sea lamprey), 1314 nucleotides long. The record is from RefSeq and is a predicted model, not a curated record. NCBI's taxonomy places the organism in Eukaryota, Metazoa, Chordata, Hyperoartia, Petromyzontiformes, Petromyzontidae.
CACAGGGGGGUGGGAGUGGGACCACGUGGGUUCCGCAUGUGAAUGUUGUGUGUGCAUUGUGUGGGUGACAGCGAGGAGCAGCCCACCCACCCCCCGAGGCCCGGACAUCGCGACCGCCUCAAUGUGGCAACUCCUGCGGGCCCAGCUGUGGGCCCAGCUGUGGGCCCUGCUGUGGGCCCUGCUGUGGGCCCUGCUGUGGGCCCUGUGGGCCCUGCUGGGGGCCCUCGCGGCGCUGGCGGCCGCCUCUCGCUGGUCCAGCGGCGCCCUCCAGCACCACUGCAAGAUGGCGCUCUACACCACGUGCAUGGGCCUCGUGGCGUUUUGCAUGCUGCCCGCGUGCCUCUGCCGCGGCAAGAACGUCCUCAACCUCAGGAUAGCGUCACGGCUGGGGCGUCACACCAAGCGCCUGAUCGGCAUCACGUACACGUCGCUGGGCGGGGAGCGGAUGAGCGGCUCGGGACCCUGCGUCAUCGUCUCCAACCACCAGAGCUCGCUCGACUUCCUCGGAAUGAUGGAGUUCCUGCCGGAGCGUGGCGUGCUGGUGGCCAAGCGCGAGAUCAUGCUGUACACGGGACCCUUCGGCCUCGCCUCCUACCUUUGCGGGACGCUCUUCAUCGACCGCAGGAACCCCGACAGGGCCAAGGAGGCCGUCGCCAAGUUCGCACGCUCCCUGCGGCCUCAAGACCUCCGCCUCUGGAUGUUCCCGGAGGGUACCCGUAACCACGGCAACGACCUCCUGCCCUUCAAGCGCGGCGCCUUCCACCUCGCGGUGCAGGGACAGGUUCCCAUCGUGCCGGCCGUGUUCUCUAACUACAGCAGCUUCUACAGCAAGGAGAAGAAGAUCUUCAAACCGGGCACCAUCACGCUCACCGUGCUGCCCCCCAUCCCGACGGCGGGGCUGGGCGCCAGUGACGUAGGGCCGCUGGCCGACCGCGUGCGUGACGUCAUGAUGGACGUGCUGCGCGCAGAAGCGGACAAGAGCAAGGAGGACUAGCGGGGGUCACAGACGGGCGCUGGGUCACAGAAGGGCGCUGGGUCACAGACGGGCGCCGGGUCACAGAAGGGCACCAGCUAAUGUGUGGGUGUCACCAGCUAAUGGGUGGGUGCCGGGUCACAGACGGGCACCGGCUAAUGGGUGGGUACCGGGUCACAGACAGGCACCAGCUAAUGGGUGGGUACCGGGUCACAGACAGGCACCAGCUAAUGGGUGGGUACCGGGUCACAGACAGGCACCAGCUAAUGGGUGGGUGUCGCUAGCUAAUGGGUGGGUGCCGGGUCACAGACGGACACCAGCUAAUGUGUGGGUGUCGCCAG